This is a messenger RNA of Hyla sarda, 2721 nucleotides long. It is a transcript of the gene SELENOO, whose product is annotated as selenoprotein O. Lineage: Eukaryota; Metazoa; Chordata; Amphibia; Anura; Hylidae. The record is from RefSeq and is a predicted model, not a curated record. The transcript is spliced from 9 exons.
UGACCUUACAGCUGGACUCCAGGCUGGACUGUUAUAGUACUCAUGCCUAGGUCUCAUUGCUCUCUCAGUAACUGCACCGCCGUGUGACCUCGAGGCGCGGCGGUCUCUAGGACCCUGCAUGUGGCGGUGACACAUGUGACCUGGGUGUUGUGGUUUCGCGGAUGGCCCACAGCCUGCUACGCGGGUGUGUGUAUUGGGCACGGACAGGCAGAGGGACAGCCUCCGGGAUGGACGCUCUGAUCGCGGGUGCAGCAGGCAUGAUGAAGCGCACGGUGCUCACCUCUUCCGCCGUCACCCGGGCCUCCAGCCUGCGGGCUCUGCGCUUCGAUAACCGGGCUCUGCGCUGCCUGCCUGUGGAGCCCGGGGAUGGGCAGGACGAGGACGCCGUUCGGUCUCGGCAGGUUCCUGGGGUCUGCUUCUCCCCUGUGCACCCCACUCCGGUACAGAACCCCCGGGUGGUGGUCCUCUCCCGGUCGGCACUAGCUCUGCUCGGCCUGCAGCUGGGGGAUGACGACGAGGAAGAAGCGGCCCUGUACUUCAGCGGGAACCGCCUGCUACCAGGCUCCCAGCCCGCCGCCCACUGCUACUGCGGCCACCAGUUCGGAAACUUCGCUGGGCAGCUGGGGGACGGAGCGGCCAUGUACCUGGGGGAAGUGGUUAACCCGUCCGGGGAACGAUGGGAGAUGCAGCUGAAGGGAGCCGGCCUCACCCCGUACUCCAGGCAAGCAGAUGGCAGAAAAGUGUUGCGUUCCAGUUUGAGAGAGUUCCUGUGCAGUGAAGCCAUGUUCCACCUUGGAAUCCCAACUACAAGGGCUGCUUCUUGUGUCACCUCAGACUCCACAGUGAUCAGGGACAUCUUCUACGAUGGACAUCCCAAAAUGGAGAAAUGCACAAUUGUUUUGCGUGUUGCCCCCACAUUUCUAAGGUUUGGAUCAUUUGAGAUUUUCAAGCCAAUGGAUGAUCUUACCGAACGCCAGGGUCCUAGCGUUAAUAGGAAUGAUAUACGGAUCCAGAUGCUAGAUUAUGUGAUCACCACCUUUUAUCCAGACAUACAGGAGAAGUAUGCAGAAAACAAAACAGAGAGGAACGCUGCGUUCUUCAGAGAGUUAACAAACAGGACUGCGAGACUGGUUGCUGAAUGGCAGUGUGUUGGAUUUUGCCAUGGUGUGUUAAAUACUGAUAAUAUGAGUAUUGUUGGAGUUACCAUCGACUAUGGACCUUUUGGUUUCUUGGACAGAUAUGAUCCUGCACACAUUUGUAAUGGCUCUGAUAAUGGUGGACGCUAUGCGUACGACAAGCAGCCAAGGAUCUGUAAGUGGAAUUUAGGGAAGCUUGCUGAAGCAUUGGUUCCAGAAUUGCCUUUUGACAUUAGUCAGAAAAUAGUUGAAGAGGAAUAUUACGUGGAAUUCCAUAGGCAUUACCUGCAAAAAAUGAGGAAGAAGCUGGGUCUUAUUCAGCUAGAACUGGAAGAAGACUCCAAACUAAUCUCUGAAUUCUUGGACUCCAUGAACCAUACAGGCUCCGAUUUUACAAAUACAUUCCGGAUCCUCAGCAAGUUUUCUGGGAAGGAUGAUGACAUAGAUGGAUUCUUGGACUUAAUCAUUGAACAAUGUGCUAGUAUGGAAGAACUGAAAGUUGCUUUCAAACCAAGGAUGAAUCCAAGGCAACUUUCAACAAUACUGAUGUUAGCACAGAGCAAUCCUAUGUUGUUUGCGUUGAUUGAAUCACAAAACAACAUAAGUCAAGAGUUGGAACGUAUAGAAAAAUAUGAGAAGCUUAUGCAGGCAAGUGCUGAGGACCAAAUUAAAGAUUACAAGAACACCUGGAAAGAAUGGCUUCAAAAAUACAGUGCCCGCAUAAAGAAGGAAGAAGAAAAUGCCGGAGAUGGUGGCAAUUUUCUUGCCAAAAGGCAGAAGAUCAUGAAUUCCAACAAUCCAAAACACAUUCUGAGAAAUUACAUUGCUCAAAAUGCAAUAAAUGCGGCUGAAAAGGGAGAUUUCACAGAGGUCAGGAGAGUGUUGACGAUGUUGGAAAAUCCAUAUGAGGAGGGAGAUUCCUUCUAUGAGGUUUCAGAGACUUUACCAGAAGAACCUUUGGAAGCUGCUGCAACUUCUGCCUGUAGAUCCACAACAGUUUCCAACAUCCCCUAUAAUAGCAAGCCUCCGCUUUGGGCUUCAGAACUGAGUGUCACCUGAUCUUCAUAAAGUCCUUGUUGUUCCUUUACUUGAUGCCGAAGAACAGAACUCUUCUUUUAAAUAAGGACAACAAGGAUACACUAUCUACUCUUAGGUUUUUAAAAUGCAUUUGGAUGUAGAACAUAAUGCUCAUAUGCAGGAAAACCAAUAGACGUCAUGUUUGUGGCUAUAUUUUAUUAUCCAAAUGUAAUUUGCACAUGACGGCAAAAAUAUCAAUUCAGAUUUCUGACCUAUUUUUGCCUGAAAAAACCUAAUAGUAUAUUCAUUAUAUUGAUUUGAAAAAAAUGCUUCUUGCAUUUCCUGUAGUCACGUUCAGAUUGUUAACAGAAAAAGUUUGGUUUUAUUGAUUUAUCUUUUAAGUGAUUUGGGCUAAAGCAACACUUUGGACAUCACUUGUAAUAUCUACCUGUUUGGAGGUAUUCAGGUAAAUAUAUUUGAGAAAAGUGUAUGGGGGAGAUUUAUCAAAACCUGUCCAGAGGAAAAGUUGCUGAGUUGCCCAUAGUAACCAAUCAGAUCGCUUCUUUAA